Mycena citricolor is the source of this 1366-nucleotide messenger RNA. NCBI's taxonomy places the organism in Eukaryota, Fungi, Basidiomycota, Agaricomycetes, Agaricales, Mycenaceae. The record is from the annotation of a GenBank genome assembly.
GACAUUAGCGUAUUUCGAGACGCUCGUGCUCGGCGAGAUUCGUCAUGAUCAUUUCUCCGCUUCCAGUCGGAAAGUGAUUAUGUUGCUGUGCUGACCCAUCACAUCACCGUCCCUCUCCAUUUCCCGUCAUGGGCCUUUUCAACCGCAAGACAAAUCGAGGGGAUGAGAGCGACGAGACCACUGAGGUGAAGAAGGAGAAGGGUGGCUGGAGACGCCCAGCGAACACCGCUUUCAAACAGCAACGACUGAAGGCAUGGCAGCUCAUUCUGACCCCGAAGACCGUUCUACCUACCCUUUUCAUCAUCGCCAUCGUCUUCGCACCUAUUGGUGGUCUUCUCAUAUGGGGCUCCUCCAUGGUCUCAGAAAUUGUCCUCGACUAUACCCAAUGUGAAAACCUCACCCCCUCCUCGGCGAAUGGCUCCCUUUCCUUUUCUACCAUGCCCUCUAGUCAAUACUCUUACAAGCUCCGGGCGGCGGAUGCGGGGAAGAACAUUGUUCCCCCGACUUAUGCUUUCUUGGACAACACCAACAACGCAUCGGUGACGGAUCCGCUGGACAAGAAACAGUGCAUUAUACAAUUCAACAUUCCCGCCGACAUCGAUCCCAGUAGUCUGAACUCGGACCAACUCAAGGGCAAGUUCGAGAGCAACAGUACUCUGUCAGGCGGUGAUUGCAAGCCAUUGGAUCUCCUUAAUGGGAAAGCUAUAUAUCCUUGCGGGCUGAUCGCCAACUCCAUCUUUAAUGACACCUUCACGAGCCCGGUUCUUCAGAAUCCUGGAUCGAAUGUGUCCUCGACAACCUAUGAGUUUUCUGCUAAAGGCAUCGCAUGGCCUGGUGAAGCCCAAAAGUACACUAGCAACCCUGUUGGGCCGGGCGGAUACAAUUCUUACGAUGACAUCGUUCCUCCUCCUAACUGGCAACUUCGCUAUCCCACGUACAACGCAUCAAACAUGCCUGACUUGAAGAACGACGAGCGUUUCCAGAACUGGAUGCGCACUGCUGGUCUCCCGACGUUCACGAAAUUGUAUGGUCGUAAUGACAACGACAAAAUGACGGUGGGCACAUAUCAGAUCAUCGUGGGCCUCAUCUAUCGUCAUCUCGACUGUGUCAUGGAUCGGGGGAAGAAUGCGUUCUUGGGUUGGGCGUAUGUGGGUGCUGCCGCCGUGUUCAUUCUGCUAGCCAUCGCCGGAACUGCUCGCCAUCUCAUCAAGCCACGACGACUUGGUGAUAUGUCACUGCUCUCCUGGAACCGAUGAUGCCUGGAUGCCCUAGAUCACGACUGACCCGUAAUAACAUGUAUCACCGACUGGACUGCCAUCUAAUACUAUUUAUUGUAUCGCAAGCGCUUGUGGUGAAGUGUACCCGA